AUGAAUUCCUCAAAAAAAUCUCGAAAAUCCUCAAAGAAAGAUAAAAAAAAUGACAUCAUAUUGGUUAAUACUCAGGCAUCUUCCUCAAGGUCGUUAAAUAACAAAUCCAAGAAUCACAAGAAUUCAUCCCCCAAAUCAAAUUCUCAAAUUCUCACUCCUCCCAAUCACAUCCAAUCCUCAUCUUCGAGCAGACAACUUUUGUCAUCCAAUCAGGAUCAUUCGCCCUCUUCAAAACCCUCGAAAAAAAUCACAUCGUCACCAACGAAAGUUUCGAUCCUAUUAGGUUUCCCUGAUGGUGAUUUACCGCUAGAAGAUGAUGUUGACCCGUACCUCACAAAAAUCGGUGGCGUGCCAAAUUGGUUGAUUGCAUUGUGUCCAGCUUCACAUGAUCUGAUUGUUUGUAAUAAUUGUGGGAGAGAUAUGUUUUUAUUGUUUCAGGGCUAUGUGCCUUUUGAGGAUUCUGUUUAUGAUAGGGUUUUUUACGUUUGGGGGUGUAAUCAACAUCGGUGUAUGAAAAGGCCGGGAAGCUUCAGGGCUCUCAGGUCUCAUAGGCUAAAUGAAGAAUAUGCACGAAAAAAUAAAAAGAAGAGCAAACCCAAUUCUUCUAAAGUUGAUUCUUCGCUUCACGUGUCAACUAUUAAUUUUGAUGACUCAUCAAUGAACAUUAUUAAUACGGCAACUGGUGGAUUAGGAGGAAUGCUAUUUAUGGAUGGCGAUAGUAGCUUGAUCGAGGAAAUUACUUCGUCUUUUGAAUCAACACGAGAUUCUUCAAUGUCAACAUGGAAUCUGGCUGCGGGAUCGGACCAGAAAGAUCGGGGUGACGUUGAAUCGAAACUAUGUGACGAAAUUACAUCGAAAUUGACAUUAAAUCCUUCUUCGCAGCAAUGUCCGAGAAGUAAGUCAUGGCCGGAGAAAAUUCCAUUCUUUCCAGCAAAAUAUAUAUACAUAACUGAUGAGGUAAUAGAGGAGGAAAAGUCGUUUGCUGAUCUCAAGAAGUAUGAACGCUACUUGAAUAUCUCGAUGGAAGAAGAAAACUUCUUUGUGGAUGAUGAAAAUGAUGACUGGAGUGGUGAAAAAUAUGAAAAAUCUCGUUUACCAAAAGGUGUGGAUAAAGCUUUCAAAAGAUUUUCUGAACGCGUAAACGAAUGGCCUGAACAGUGCAUUAGAUACGAGUUUGAUGGUCAACCGUUAUUAUACAAUCAAAGUGAUUCCACGGCUGCAUUAUUGUUAUCGCCACCAUAUGGUUCCGUCAAACAACUCAAAACCACCACACAUCAGUUACCAAAAUGUCCUAAAUGUGGUUCUAGGCGUGCAUUUGAGUUUCAAUUGAUGCCAAGCUUAUUAUGUGUGCUCCCAAUAAGUGAAUACAGCAGUGACACUCGGAGCAGUGCAGCAUCGAAUAACGGGAUCUCUCAAUUUGAUGUGGGAAUGGAGUGGGGUACGAUCAUGAUUUUUACGUGCUCUCAGGAUUGUAAUUUGGAUGGAGUUGGUGGCGAUGGCGUUUCAUACUACGAGGAAUUGGUUUUGGUACAAUACGAAGAGUGA
This is a messenger RNA of Acaulospora morrowiae, 1545 nucleotides long. The record is from the annotation of a GenBank genome assembly. Lineage: Eukaryota; Fungi; Glomeromycota; Glomeromycetes; Diversisporales; Acaulosporaceae.